Cuculus canorus (common cuckoo) is the source of this 1628-nucleotide messenger RNA. It is a transcript of the gene WRAP53, whose product is annotated as WD repeat containing antisense to TP53. The coding region runs from base 46 to 1620 and encodes 524 amino acids. NCBI's taxonomy places the organism in Eukaryota, Metazoa, Chordata, Aves, Cuculiformes, Cuculidae. The transcript has 11 exons. Gene Ontology annotation, biological process: Cajal body organization. The record is from RefSeq and is a predicted model, not a curated record. Gene Ontology annotation, cellular component: Cajal body. Gene Ontology annotation, molecular function: RNA binding; protein binding.
CAGUCCCUCCCUCUCCCCUCCCAGUCACGUGGUUCUCUCUCGGCAAUGGCGGCGCCGCUCUCGGAAGGCGCCCCUCCCCCACCCGGAACCGCUGCGGAGGAACCGCGGGGCGGGGGGAUUCCCCACGCGCUAUGGGGCGCCCGCGACGCCUUCGCCCUCCGGACCCACAACUACCUGCGCGGCUGCAAGUGGGCUCCGGACGGUUCGUGUGUUCUCAGCUGCAGUGAUGAUAACGUUCUGCGUCUCUUCGAUCUCCCCACGGCCGACGCCGCCCACGAGUUGGAGCCGUCGCUGUCGGUGCCCGAAGGUGAUACCAUUUAUGACUUCACGUGGUUCCCUCUGAUGGACUCGAACCGCCCCGAGAGCUGUUUGUUUGUACUGGUCAGGUUGGCCGCCAGCAGUCGGGAUAACCCCAUACACCUCUGGGACGCCUUCGAGGGGGGUCUGCGCGGCUCCUUCCGCGCCUACAGCAACACAGAGGAGCUUUUGGCGCCUCAUUCGCUGCUUUUCACUCCCGACGGAGCGGAAUUAAUCGGAGGUUUCAACGGCGCCGUUCGCGUAUUCCCAACGGAACGUCCCGGAAGGGUUUGCCGGGAGCGGCGGCUGCGCGAGCGCGGCGGGGGCCAAAGGGGCCCCGUGGGGUGCCUGGCGGCGACGCGGUCGCUGCUGGCGUGCGGCUCCUACGGGCGCAGCCUCGGCCUUUAUCCGCUCCGCGAUGGCGGCGGCGCCGUCGCCCUUUGGCUGAACCUCCGGCACUCCCCAACGCACCUCCGGUUCAGCCCCGACGGAAACCGCAUCUACGCCGGAGGGAGGAAGUCGCCCCACAUCGUCUGUUGGGACCUGCGCCGCCCCGACCCCCCCCUGAUGCUCCUCGAGCGCUUCGUGGGCACCAACCAACGCGUCACCUUCGACCUCGACCCGUCAGGGCGGUAUUUGGUGAGUGGUGAUACAAAGGGGUUCCUCAACCUAUGGGACGUUUGGGGGACCCCCAAAAGUGGGGACCCCCCUGUACUGCCCCCCCUGCAGCGAUUCCGCGCCCUCCGCGACUGUAUCAACGGAACCAGCGUUCACCCUUCGCUGCCGCUGGUGGCGACGGCUUCGGGGCAGCGGUUGUUCCCAUCGCCGUCGUGGGACAGCGACGGUGACGGUGACGGUGACGGUGACGGUGACGGUGACGGUCCUCCGCCCGGAGGGGACAAUCGGCUGCAGCUGUGGUGGUGGGGGGACAACAGCCCCUUCGGGGACACCGUCGCGACGGGCGACGACGGAGAUGUCACCGGAGGCGUCGGGGAGGAGGAGAGCGAUUGUCACCGCCGUGGGGACACCGAGACGAUGGGUGACAACGGGGACGUCCGAGGGGACAAUGGGAAUGAGGACAUCGAGUGUCACCUCCGAGGGGACACCGAGACUGGAGGUGACAAUUGGGACAUCCGAGGGGACACCGGGAAUGAGGAGAGCGAUUGUCACCUCCAUGGGGACAACGGGAAUGAGGAUAUGGAUUGUCACCUCUUUGGGGACACCAAGACUGGAGGUGACAACUGGGACGUCCGAGGGGACACUGGGAAUGAGGACACGGAUUGUCACCUCUUUGGGGACACCAAGACUGGAGGUGACAUCUAAGACACCUU